Molecule: messenger RNA, 1688 nt
Organism: Anopheles bellator
Lineage: Eukaryota; Metazoa; Arthropoda; Insecta; Diptera; Culicidae
Product: MAPK regulated corepressor interacting protein 2
Exons: 3
Coding region: 379-807 (142 amino acids)
Source: RefSeq, a predicted model, not a curated record
AGGAUAAAGCAGAAAAAGGAGGAAACGUUUUCGAGUUUUAUUUUCGUUUUCGUUUUGCUCAGGCAAAAAAAGAAAACCACGUAGCGCGUCUCGUGUACGGCUCGGGAAACCCGUGCGAAAGUAGCGCUGGUGGCAUCUUUUUGGAGGGCGCGAUUUCCAAUUGAAAUCGUACGAUAUUGCAAUCGCUGUCGAAAUCGUUGUCGCUUUCGACACUACGCGACCCAUUAAUCCGCUCGCUGUGCAUCCGAAAGCACCGAUCGAAGAGGCGAAGAAUUUGGGGUGAAGUGGCCAACCCCUGACGAACCCCUGACGAACCCCUGACCAACCGGUACCAUCAAACACCUUGCCAGCGGAGGAACCCGCAGCGACCCAGUAAGGAUGGACCGAAACAUAGGUCGACAAGGCCCAAUGUCCAUGUCACCGGGCAUGAUGCGGAGACCUGGCGGAAUGCAGACUGGCUCCAACCGGGAGGCGCAUUUAGCGACCUCACAGAACCACUCGUCGUCCGUGCCGUCGUACCAGUCACAGUCCUCCGGUCUAGGGCCAGCUAGCGCACUGAACAACGGCGGCAGUUCGCCAGCUGCAGACCAUCAGCAAGCGCCAUCGCAGCACUCGCAGCAUGACGAGCUCAUUCGAUACAUAAACGAAGCCUGGAAUAGUAUAACUACCGGAUCCCAGGAUCCUCCAAAAUACUACUAUAGUGCGCCUGAACCACGGUUGCCCGGGUUCAAACCGUUUGAUCUAGAAGGCUGGUGGGGCCAGCGGUUGGUGCACCAGAUCAACCUAGGUGCUCACGGACAUCAGUGAGCCACGGACGCAUACUAAGAUCGCCAGAUUGUUCAUGAAAGGUCAUCUCCAUUGCCUACCUUGUUUUGUUUCCUAUAGUUUGCCUUCCUGUUUAUAACUUUUGCCCAAAACAGCAACCCAAAAAAAUCUCAUUCCUCCACAUUAUCAAGAAAAGACCAUUUCAAAACAACAGCCGUCACCAGUAAACGCAAACUCCGAACGAACGGCGAAAGGUUGACUAAUUGAAGUUCGUCACGAAGUUGAUUUCUACUCCUUGUUUGGGAGGUAGAUUUGCGUGGCUGUGUCCAAAGUUUUACUUCAUAUUUUGUUAUCAACCAUGAAAGUGGAAUCACCAGGGCGCUGGUGAUAGCACGUGCUGAUUAUCGUGUUAGACAGAAGAUUUACGACUUUUAAAGAUUAGUUUCCAAUUUUUCUACAAGAUUUACUAAUUUUUUGAACUCUUUUCGUUAAUGAACCAAGCAAGAUAGGUAAGGUGAGUGAGCACAUGGAUACGACAGCGAAUUACAGUAAUACAAUAAGAUAAAGGGAAGAUGACGGAUUGACCGAGAAGGUGAAAGAAUGCGUCGUUCUGUGGAAAGCGAGGAACGGUAGGAAAAUACAACUAUUAUUUGUUUGGUUUUCUUAAUCUAUUUUUCAUCAAGGAACUUUUAGCUAAGAAGAAAAAUCUGAAAGUAGAGCACAACAGCAAUGAUUUGGUUCUGUUCCGUUCUGUCCCUGUUUUAUCUCCUUUGAGGGUAAUGUAAUUGUAAAAAAGAUGCGACCUCCAUUUGACUUGCGUGACGGCGAAGAAUAAGCAUGUAUAUGAAUUCCUUCGCACUUUCACAACAAACGUUAAAUAAUGCAUGGGAAGGGAUUGGAACUGUAAUAAAAAUAUCGUAUGA